Molecule: messenger RNA, 1243 nt
Organism: Hymenoscyphus albidus
Lineage: Eukaryota; Fungi; Ascomycota; Leotiomycetes; Helotiales; Helotiaceae
Source: the annotation of a GenBank genome assembly
AUGUUUACAGCAGUAAACCGCCCUCGCACCCCAAACAUUCAGUAUAACGCCCAGUACGGGUUUUCCUACGCCUGCACCGAAGAGUCUCCGACCAUAGAUCUUACCGAGUCAAAGUCUACGCAGGAUGAAGGUUACAUAACAGACAAAGCCACAGAGCCAGACGCUCGAUGGAUGAUUCCCAAAGGCAGGCGUGGCAGAGAACAUACGGAAGGCAUUACAAGAAGUAUUCUCUCAGAAGAAUCCAUUGAGAGAACUUCCAAACGCAAAGCUCCGCCACUUCAAAAAGCCUUUCCUAAGAAGCAGCGGAACGUCAAAUCACCUCCAUGUUUGGAUACGUUUCAAUUACCACCUCCAGCGAUUGAUUACAAGCAACCAGCACCAUCGAACGACCGAUAUAGCAACCCCAUCGGACGAAGUAUCGAGAAGGAAGAUUUCAUCUCAACAUUCGAUGACAAUGGCAUUUUCGUCUUGGGACGUAGCGGCAAGAAGAGUCAAUGCUGUCAAUCAAACUCAAUUUCUCAUUCAAUUCCAGCAAAGUUUCAGACUUUUGGGCUAAAUACCAGUAAUGAGCAACAACCAGCAAGCUCAGACCACGAAUUCCAGCAACAGAUGGUGACGGAAAACACCGCAAGGAGUAUCCCCAGAGUAUACCCAUACUCAAUCUCGUCCAGCAACAAACUUCCUCCGAUUUUGCAACCGAUUUCUCGGCAAAGCCACGAGCCACAAGCAGAACUCUCUCAACUUAACCAACAAACCGAGUGUGUAAGCGACCGGGAAAUACAAGCUCAUCUGUCUCGUCGUCAGUGCGUUCUCCCACGGCCCACCAAAGAGCAACUAGAACAAGUCAAAAACGCGCUUCAUGAGGUACUUGAAAGCCAAAUAAAACUACGCCCAAUACCUCAAAACGAGGGGCAACUGAGUACACAGAUACAAAAACAUCAAAGGUCACAAUGGUAUUAUAAAGGGGAAUUGUUGAAAGCUGCAGAGCCAGAAGAGUCUUUUAACAAAGAGUCCGUUCCAACAGAUGUAAAUACCACUUUCAUUUUCCCCCAGUAUUAGCACAGUUGAUGAGAAGACUUGCUAACACUGGUAGUGGACAUCCUCGUUGGCCAAAAGCAGAAAGGGGUCAGUCGCCACAAGUAAUUUCAUUGAGCAAAAUGGGGAGAGGAUGCAAAGACUGCGCGCUGCCGAAUCGUCAAAACAUACUUACUUCUGGAGGAAAAUUGAUGAAAUGAGGUUUUGA